AUGGAAACAUCUUUCGUCAAGUUUAUCGGCGCAGCCACAUGCGCUUGGGUGCUCUCAUACCUCAUCGAUCUCUUGGAUCUUCUCCCCAGCGAAGAGGGCGAUAUGCUCCGAGACGCAAUGCCCACGUACCAUUGUUGCCCAAGAAGAUCCGCUUCGAGGGCGGGCGCCGACAACAAUACCCACGGCACUGGGCGGCCAAGAGACUUGGCAUGGCUACUUUCAGGCAUCAAAUUUUUAAUUGAAGGUCUUCGGUUUACUUGA
This is a messenger RNA of Akanthomyces muscarius, 261 nucleotides long. RefSeq lists its product as uncharacterized. Bases 1 to 261 code for a protein of 86 amino acids. The transcript is spliced from 2 exons. Lineage: Eukaryota; Fungi; Ascomycota; Sordariomycetes; Hypocreales; Cordycipitaceae. The record is from RefSeq and is a predicted model, not a curated record.